AUGGACGGGGUCUUCAAGGGUCUUUUUGGCGGCAAAGCCACCGAGGCUCCGCAAAAGGCUGAAGGAGGCUUUGCGGACUUUGCGCCUCCAUCUGCGACGGGAUCUGGACCUCAGGGUACUGCCGCCAGCACUGUUCCCUAUACAAAAUGGUACCGAGUAUGGGAACGCACGUCACCACAAGACUUUCUUCAAGAGGCAUUCAUCAUCCCGUUUGUUAUUCUAGUUGCCGUGCUGCACAUGUGGGGAGCCGGUAAAAACAGGCGCAAGGCAAAGACAUGGGCCCAGGCAAAUGUACCAGUGCUUUGCGACGAGUUUGCGGUUGUUGGAUAUUCUGGAAUACCACGGAACGGCAACUCCAAUGAGGGCAUCAAAAUUGACGAUAAGAUAUUCAAGGAGAAGGCGCUGAAUGAGUUCACUACCUACGCUACUGGUCGCCAGAAUAUUGCGUUCGUCGAUGUCACAAUCAAGAUGCUGAAGCGCUAUAACCCUCUACUGCUGUUGGGUGAAACGCUUCUUGGUUUGUUCUUCGAGUCCAUGACACCAUCUGCUGAGAAGGUAGAGAUUGUUGCCUAUCCCUUUGAUGGCCGGGAGAAAGAUCUUGUCCCGGCUACACCAAUGGAUAUCGAUACGGACAAGCGUUCAAAGCCAGCUCCUUCGACUUAUGACGGCUUUGUCUUUGCUGUGGUACACAAGAAUGCCAUGCGUCACCUAAGAGAGGAUCGAUAUGAUGUUUCGUUGACAUUCACUAAGGAGAACGCUAAGCUUCCUAAUUGGUUGACUGUUAUGAGUGAGAGUGCUGAGAUUACCGAUUCCAUGCUCGUUCCUGAGCUUGUCAAGGCCAUUGAAGAAGUCGGUGACCUAUUUGACUACUUGAUUGUGACCGAUCAGCCAAUGGAGAAACCUACCACUGUUGAAGAGGCGGUUCCUCGAAAGCGAAUUAUUCUCUCCCUUCGUGUUCCAGGAUCUUCGGAUGCAUCGGACUAUACCUCUUCUUCCAAAAUGCUGAAAGCCUUCAUUCGUCUUGUUGAUCGCCUGGUGACUCUCGCCCACUUCAGGCCUGAAGUAACCCGCAAACUACGUAGUACCCGUGAGGAAGAAAUCAAGAAGAUGAAGCGUGUCGACCAGGACGAGAAGGCCGAAGAAAGGAAAGCAGCAGCCGAAAAGAUUAAAAAGGAAGAACGUGAUCGACUCCUACGUAGCAUGUCAGCUGAGGAACAAAAGAAGUUCCUCGCGAAAGAAAAAGAGAGGGAACAAAAGCGGGAGAUGAAGAGGCAGACAAGGAAGGGUUGA
This is a messenger RNA of Nannizzia gypsea CBS 118893, 1290 nucleotides long. RefSeq lists its product as hypothetical. The transcript has 3 exons. Gene Ontology annotation, biological process: endoplasmic reticulum calcium ion homeostasis. Gene Ontology annotation, cellular component: endoplasmic reticulum. Bases 1 to 1290 code for a protein of 429 amino acids. Gene Ontology annotation, molecular function: calcium ion binding. The record is from RefSeq and is a predicted model, not a curated record. Lineage: Eukaryota; Fungi; Ascomycota; Eurotiomycetes; Onygenales; Arthrodermataceae.